AUGCCAGUCCAGGCCUUCUCAUUCCCUAUACCUCAAACCAGAUUCUUUCAGGUUGGCCAACAUGUCUACAAGUUCAAGAUAAAACGAGGAAGUAAAAUCAGUGGUGAAGAAGAGCUGUUGGAGAGUGAGUUUGUCAGCGAGGAGCUUGAGAAUGCUGUACGAGUUGUACUUUUGAGCUUGGACAAUCUUCAUCCGUUCACCACUCAGCAUUUCAACAUCUUUCCUUAUAAGAGUAGGUGGGAGCGUGUGUCAGAGUUGAGGUUCAGGAAAGGAGACAAGAAGUUAUUUGCGUACCCCUUCCUCAUCACGUUGUAUGUGGAGACAAAUGAGCCAAUCCCUGCACUCACAGUGAGCCAUGCAAACACAUGGGUCCCUUCAGAUGGGGAUUCUAGAUUGGACAGUCCACAUCUUCUUACUUCCUGUACCCUUCCCCCAGCUAAUGAACCCAAGCGCAGAAGAACAGACAAACCACAAGAGGGCCCUCUGAGCUCAGAACACCAUUAUGACAAGGUGGACGCACAGCUGUGUCUCCAAGAGUUGCCGAACCUGCCUGAAGGUGCAGAAGAGACGGUUUGUGGCAGUGAGGUAUAUGCUGAUUCAGAGCAGUCUUUACCAGGUGCCACAGAUCCGGGGUUUCAUGUUGCUGAGCAGAAAGCCCUGGACUCUAAAUCCACAGAAAGGGAAAAACCUGGAGUCCUUGCCAGAUUGGCCAGCAUUGUGGCGUUUCCCUUCUCCCUGCUGUCCAGACGGAGCUGA
Messenger RNA from Neoarius graeffei (lesser salmon catfish), 756 nucleotides. RefSeq lists its product as uncharacterized. NCBI's taxonomy places the organism in Eukaryota, Metazoa, Chordata, Actinopteri, Siluriformes, Ariidae. Gene Ontology annotation, molecular function: DNA binding. The transcript is spliced from 10 exons. Gene Ontology annotation, cellular component: nuclear inner membrane. The record is from RefSeq and is a predicted model, not a curated record. Gene Ontology annotation, biological process: homologous chromosome pairing at meiosis; meiotic attachment of telomere to nuclear envelope. The coding region runs from base 1 to 756 and encodes 251 amino acids.